CCCCCGCACCGCCCGGCUGGAAGCAAAGGGCUCAGCCCCUCCCCACCGCCCCGGCACCGCGGGACGCCGGUCGGUCGGUCGGUCGGUCGGUCGGUGUGCCGAGGCUCGGUGCCCGCCUCGGGGCGGUGCCGCAGCCCGCGGAGCCCGAUGGCGGCGCGGGGGUGGCGGCCGGUGGCGGCGAUCGCUGCGGCGCGGCCCGGCGGGGGCGGCCCGGGACGGGGUUCGGGAUCGGGUCCUGCCUCGGAACCGGCCCCGGGGCUGGUCCCGGAACCGGCCGCCCCCGCCACAGCCGCGCUCUACGUGCACUGGCCCUACUGCCGCAAGCGCUGCUCCUACUGCAACUUCAACAAGUACGUGGUGCCGGCGGUGGACGAGGCGGCCGUGCGCGCCUGCCUGGUGCGGGAGACACGCACCCUGCUCCGCCUCAGCCAGGUGCAGAGCAUCACCUCCGUCUUCUUCGGCGGGGGCACCCCCAGCCUGGCCAGCCCCCGCACCAUCGCCGCCGUGCUGGAGGCUGUCGCGGGGGCUGUCCAUCUCCCCAAUGGUGCCGAGGUCACGCUGGAGGCCAACCCCAGCUCUGCUGGCAUACCGCGUCUCGCCGGCUUCAGGGCCGCUGGCGUGAACCGCCUCUCCAUCGGUGUCCAGUCACUGGACGACGCUGAGCUGCGGCUGCUUGGCCGGGAGCACACGGCAGCAGAGGCGCGAGGGGCCGUGGAGGCGGCGCGGGGGCUCUUCCCCGGCCGAACCUCCAUCGACCUCCUCUUCGGGCUGCCGGGGCAGAGCCUGGGCGCCUGGGCCCGGGGGCUGGAGGCGGCACUGGGGCUCUGCGAUGACCACGUCUCCCUGUACCAGCUGACACUGGAGCGGGGCACGGUGCUGGCAGCACAGGUCUGGGGGGGGGCCCUGCCCACGCCCCCCCAGGACCUCCUGGCCGACAUGUACCAGGCUGCCCGUGCCACGCUGGUGGCCGCUGGCUUCCGGCACUAUGAGGUCUCCAAUUUUGCAAGGAAGGGCGCCCUCAGCACCCACAACCUCUCAUACUGGCGGGCUGAGCAGUACAUUGGCGUGGGGCCGGUUCCCCCCGCCGUUGCAGGGGCACACGGGCGGUUUGUGCCGUGGGGUGAGGGCGGCCGCAGCCGAGAAGCCCGUGUCCAGACGCUGGAGCCUGAUGCCUGGAUGCGGGAGGUGCAGAGCCGGGGGCACGGCACCAGGAGACGGACGGUGCUGAACCCGCUGGAGCAGCUGGAGGAGGUCCUCGCCCUGGGACUGCGCACGGACGAGGGGGUCACCCAGGAGCGCUGGGGGCACUUCUCCCCUCACCUCAGCCUGGAGGCCGUGUUCGGGGCACCGGGGGAGGCGAAGGAUCUACAGCAGCAGGGCUGGCUGGUCCUGGACGGCAGCGGCCUGCGGUGCACGGGGGAGGGCCUGGCCCUGCUGGACUCCCUGCUGCCUGACCUGCUCUGCCAGCUGCAGCACCGCUGGGCCCUGCCAGCCGUCCCGGCGCACUCUGCCCAGGGACCUGCGCCCGGCUGCGGCAGCGGGGCCCCGAGAAGGAGCCCGAUGGAGGACAGGGCCGGUGGCGAGGCUGCGGGGCUCACGGGGGUUGUGAGUGGUGGCAGUGGGGAAUAAAAACCAAAAACCGUGCACUGGCUGAGGGGCUGACU
Messenger RNA from Grus americana (Whooping crane), 1664 nucleotides. RefSeq names its product radical S-adenosyl methionine domain containing 1 (gene RSAD1). Gene Ontology annotation, molecular function: coproporphyrinogen oxidase activity; 4 iron, 4 sulfur cluster binding. Bases 148 to 1629 code for a protein of 493 amino acids. The record is from RefSeq and is a predicted model, not a curated record. Gene Ontology annotation, biological process: porphyrin-containing compound biosynthetic process. NCBI's taxonomy places the organism in Eukaryota, Metazoa, Chordata, Aves, Gruiformes, Gruidae. Gene Ontology annotation, cellular component: cytoplasm. The transcript has 9 exons.